GUGUUAAUGUCUGGACACGCGGAGUCUCGUGUUUACGGUCCAUCACUCUGUCUGAGGGGCGUUGUGUUUGUGUCGCGUCGCGUCGCUCGCACGCAAUGCUGACGCGAUGCCAGAGUUUUGCCCAGACACCAGCACGAGGGUUUGAUUAGUGGCAGAUAAAUCUGUGGAGAUAUUAACAGAAGUUAUCACACAUGACAUGUAAGUGAGGGACAGACGACGGUCGCGCGCUCGAUGGAUUUACGCCAUUCACAUUAUACACAUGAUUAACAUUCACUCACGUGUCCGGGCAUCGUGUGUAACUUCACAAAAUAUGCUUUUGGUAAACAGUUUGUUUAAAUAAAUGGAGAGACUCCGGAUCGCCUUGGUGCUGGUGAGCGCGUGCCUGUUGCCAACCUUCGCGCGCAGCUCAGUCGUUUGUCGUUCUGUGUGUGUUUUAGACUGUUGUGAGGGAGAAAUUCUGCUUUUGCUGGACUCAUCUGGUCACGUCAACUCACACCAGUUUACCAAACUGCUGCACUUCCUCUCGGAGCUUCUGCGGCCAUUCCUAUUGGGCCGUGGUCAGGUGAGGGUGGGGCUUGUGCAGGUGGGAAUUACUCCGAGACUGGAAUUUGGCCUGGACACCUACAAUACCCAGAAUGCCCUACAGGAGGCGCUGAGGAGGACGCAGCAACUCCGUGGAGUCGCCAACACAGAGGACGCUUUGCGAUUGGCUCAGCGAAUACUGCGUAUUGACAGUCAAGCCGAAGCCACGCCUAGAAUAAUCCUCUGGUUCACAGAUGGGGUGGGGCCGGGAGAAGUGGACGGACCAAUGGCGGCGCUCCGCCGACAGGGCGUGUCUGUAUUGGCUGUUUCGACAGGGGCAGGAAAUUAUCACGUGCUGCGUAACGCGGUAACUCCGCCCAUCGAAAAACACCUGUAUUUUGUAGAUGUUGAUGACAUCAUUAUCAUCACUGAAGACCUGAGGGAGGCCAUCAUACAGUUGAUUCGUGCCGAGCGUCUGCAGGUGAGUGAUGUUCGCUCUCGCAGUGCCAUUCUGCAGUGGAGGCCAAUGCUCAGUGGAGGUUUGGGGUCCUACGAGCUCCAUUACGGUCCUGACCCAUCCAGUGGCACGACGGGCUCCUCCGUCAGCAUAGAGUCAAGCAAACUCUUCAUUCCUGGAGACUCCAGCUGGACCCAACUCAACAACCUGCAGCCCGACAUGACCCACACUGCCCGACUCAUUCCCCAAACCAACCUUCACAACAUCAGAACGCUCAACGUUACCUUCAGAACCCUGCCCGACCUGUUUGGUCCCGUCACAGUCAUGGUGUCUGAUUUGGGUCCAGACCACUUGCGUGUGAGGUGGCAUCCGGUUCAACCCGAGCAGGUCCAGCGAUACCGUGUGGAAUAUGGAGCGAUUCCCAGCGGGCCGGUCCGAACGGUGACACUGCCCUCCAAUCAGAGCACCGCUCUCCUUAAACGCCUCCAGAAACACACCGAAUAUCUCAUCACCGUCACUGCACUGCACUCCUCCGGCCAGCAGAGGGCCACGUCCAUUAAAGCCUGCACACGGGAAGUUCUCCAUGCACUCGCUGACCUUCAGCUGAUCCCAGCGGGGCGGGGCUCCGUGCAUGUUGAUUGGCGGGGCGGAGGAGAGGGGCUGAUGGGGUAUUGGGUGAGUUGGAAGAACGAAGACUGGCCUUCAUCCUCAUCUUCCUCACUGUUCCUGCCGCCACGUUCACAGUCCACCCUGCUGUCAGAGCUGGGCCACACCAGUCGGGUGUGUGUGUCGCCCGUGUAUGCGACCGCCCGUGGCGAGGGCCUCUGCUGUACCGCACACACCUAAACAAAUUCAGCGUGAACCAGUGCCAGCGGUCUGAUUGGAUUUCACCGGCACAUCAAACACAGCUCAUGUUAUUUAUACAAUCAGAGAUCACAACAGCUACUGGACUGCACUGAAACUCA
Molecule: messenger RNA, 1944 nt
Organism: Triplophysa rosa
Lineage: Eukaryota; Metazoa; Chordata; Actinopteri; Cypriniformes; Nemacheilidae
Product: von Willebrand factor A domain-containing protein 1-like
Exons: 6
Coding region: 341-1825 (494 amino acids)
Molecular function (GO): protein binding
Source: RefSeq, a predicted model, not a curated record